Capsicum annuum is the source of this 2744-nucleotide messenger RNA. Its product is annotated as golgin candidate 2. The coding region runs from base 401 to 2500 and encodes 699 amino acids. The transcript has 10 exons. Gene Ontology annotation, biological process: retrograde transport, vesicle recycling within Golgi; Golgi organization. Gene Ontology annotation, cellular component: Golgi cisterna; Golgi membrane. The record is from RefSeq and is a predicted model, not a curated record. NCBI's taxonomy places the organism in Eukaryota, Viridiplantae, Streptophyta, Magnoliopsida, Solanales, Solanaceae.
AUAGAGAGAUGCCACGUCACCUUCUCUAUGUUCUUCCUUUAUUAUUAUAUAUAUAGAUUGAUUUAACUUUGUGAUAAUUUUUUAUCUUAAAAUGUGGAUGAAUGGGCAUUUUUGAUCCAAAAAUGAAAUGUGGGAUUUUUCACCCUUUUUCGUCCCCUAAAUAACAAAUCCAUAAAAAAUUGUACCCGAGUUGUCAUUCUAAAUCUUCAAGUUCCUCUUUUAGUAAAAUUCUAGCAAAGUGGUUAGCAAUCGGUCCAGACCAGUAUACGCAUUUUUCUCUCCGAAUCCGCCUUCUCUUUCAGUUGCUGUUCUCCUCUUCUCAACUGUAAUCAAAUUCCUAACAAUGCUUCACUUCUGAUCUACACCGUCAAUUACAAAGCAAUACACUUAAUCGACGGCCAUGGCUCACUGGAUCUCUUCUAAGCUCAAAGUCGCCGAAAAUCUCCUUCAUCAGAUAGAUCAACAAGCAGCUGAUUCACUCCGUAAGAGUGAGAAGCAGCGAUCUGAUGAUAUAAAUCCCAAAAUCAUUGCUAAAACAAACGAGAACAAGCCGCUUAAGGAACAGUUCAAGAAGAAAAGUCUUGAAACAAAUGAUUUAAUUCAGAUAUCGAGAAGUGAUCGUAAUUCAGCUUCUAUUAGCCUGGAAAAGAACAAUAGUUUUGGCAGCAAUAGUAGUUAUAAGAUACAUAAGGAGGCCGUGACUCCAAUAGAUUCGAGUCCCAGUUCCAGUACCAGUGCUCUGACUGAUAAUGAUUGGACGGAAUUGUUAAGUGCACCGAGUUCAAAUGUCACUGCUGGGGGGAAUGCUAGUAGUAAUGGAGUUGGAAGUGCCCGUAGUGGUAGGAGUGAUGGUAGAAAGCAAAGAAUUUUGGGGGCUGGGUCGAAUUUGCCAGCUUUGGAUGGGAAAAGGAGACAGAAACCUCAAAAGGUUGUUAACAGUGUUAAAGGAUCAAAUACUCAUUCAGAGAAUGAGGCAGAUGGUAGAAGGUUUGAUAGAAGAGCUAGCAAUGUGGACUAUACAGUCCCGGUAACUUCAAAUGUUGAACUUAGAACUGAUGGGGAAGGUUUGGGCCGGGGGGACCACCAUCGGAAACAUGAAAAUGUGAAGUCUUUGCUUGGAAAUAAGGAUGAUCAAAAUGAAGUUAAGAAUGAAGGUUUGGAUGUUGUUAAGGGUGUAGAGAAUUCUCCAUCUGGAGAUAAGAGCCUUGGCAUUGUGCCGGCGUCUUCCACUCUUGUUAAGGAGGUGGGCGCAGAGAGUAAGCUGGAUGUCAAUCAGAGGAAUAGGUCUGUGAAGGCUCUAGUUGACAGGCCAAAAAUGGACUCUACGAGUUCCACUUCGCUGAAGAUGAGCUCUUCUUCACCUAGUAAUGUAGAGUCUGAUUCUGAGACGGAUUCAACAUCUUCAUCAGACUCGGAAAGUGAACGUGAAAGAGAAGAAAGGAGAAGAAGAAGGCAACAGCUCCUGGCUGAAAAAGCGGCUGCAAAAGCAAUGGAAGCUAUAAAAGAACGUGAGAACAAGGUUGCUAAAUUGGAAGGCGAGAAGCAGAGCUUGGAAAAAAUACUUGAAGAGCGGGCCAAACAACAAGUUCAAGAGGCUUCUGAGUUACAGAUGAAGAUGAUGGAAACGAUGGAAGCUGUUGAGUUGGAAAAACAGAAGCAUAAUAGUACUAGAAUGGAAACUCUUGCACGAUUAGCAAAGCUUGAGACUGUAAAUGCUGAGCUUGCAAGGUCUCUCGCCACUGUUCAAUGGAAUCUUGAAGUAGAGGUUAGUCAGGUUGCUAAACUACGCCAACAGAUUGAGUUAAAAGAAGCGGCUCAUGAAGAAUUGAGAAGGAAGAUAUCUAGGACACAGGGAAGUGGUGAAAAAUUAAUGGCUUCAAAAGGGAUUGAAAUGGAGAGGGAGAUGCUUGAAGCAGAGCACUCUUUCUUAACAGAUAAAGUGGGAUUGUUGCAAGAAAAGGCAAAGACACUAGAAAGAAGCAUUGCCACAACACAGCAUGAACUGGAAAACCCAACUGCAGUGGAAAUUGAACUCAGGCGGAGACUUAGUCAGUUGACCGAUCAUCUGAUUCAGAAACAAGCUCAGGUUGAGGCACUUUCUUCUGAGAAGGCCACAAUGACAUUUAAGAUUGAGGCUGUUUCAAGAUCACUAGAAGAAAACAAGUCUAUGUCAGCAGAUUUUCCUAGUACCUCAUCAAUGAGUGAUUUGGAGUCUGGGUUAUGGGAGCUCUCCAACACAAAGUUGAGGCCAUUGAUUGAAGAAAGAAUGCGAUCAGGCCAGCAACAUUUAGGAUCUCUGAUUCGGCAGUUAGACUCCAUCUUCUGCACCGGAAUGGUGUUUGUUAGAAGGAAUUCAAACGCAAAAAUAUUUUCUCUGGUUUACCUCGUCUUCCUUCAUCUCUGGGUCGUAUACAUUUUAAUGUCUCAUGCUCCUGUCUCUGAGGACAACAUUGGUGCCAUUAUUUCCUUGGAGAAUAUCAACAAAACGGGAGGCAUGUGAUCUCAUUUAUUGAUGUGUAUCACCAAGUUCAUUGGAUCCAUCAUUUUUUGUUUUGAGAUCCUUUCAGCAUCUCCACCCCAGCCAUAAGCACAGAUGUAUAGAAAUGCACCAUUUGUUAAACAAACCUCAGGUGGUAUAUCUAGGUCAAGGAAUGUAUAAGUUUUAAAGGUCAAUAUGCAUUUCAUGGCAAAUAGAAAUUUCAUAAUGUGUAGUUAUGGUUAUAAUUUCUAGCAAUUCCUUCUCA